Molecule: messenger RNA, 3284 nt
Organism: Rhopilema esculentum
Lineage: Eukaryota; Metazoa; Cnidaria; Scyphozoa; Rhizostomeae; Rhizostomatidae
Source: RefSeq, a predicted model, not a curated record
CAAUGGGGGUGUUACUGCCUAGGUUGAGCAAUGUCACCAUGAUAUACGUAGACGCAGCAGUAUGUACAAACAGAAAUGACCAAGCCGGUAAAGCGGACAAGUAGGAUGAUGUAAAAAUAGAUUAAAGUGAACCUGCGCGUAGCGGUAUUACAACCAACACUGUUAGUCAUAAACAUGAGUCAAAAAUGCGAGUCAUCGAAUUACCCAAUGUUACUAAUCACGCGACUUUCACUUAAUGCCAAAAAAGGUCAUGCUUGUCAGUGUCCGAAUACGCACCUAGCAAAAGAGAACUAAUAAAAGUGGGUAAAAAUGCUUCAACUUUCAUUCGUGUCUUUACGUAUACGCGAUUACUCCAGAAGUAUUUGGAAAUAUAAUGGCACAAAAUAAAAAAUUUUUAUUAGCAAGUGGUAAGAUCUAUAACAUGUCUUCUGAUGAACGCAGGGAAGAGAAAGAUAGCGAUUGUGACGAGUUUUCAGAAGUUUUGGAAUAUCUUCCACAGUGUCAUUCUUUGACCUGGGCAGACGCUGAAUCGAGCGAGACACUUCCAGGGGCAUCAGCACGCUUACAGCAUCCAUCUGUUUUUGGUCCGGGACAAAUACCAAUUCAACCCCGUGAGAAAGAUACGCAUGUUAGCAGUGUUGCUAAUAAACGAAAGUUCACAAUUUCAGAACAUAUAGUACGGGCGCGAAAUGUUCUAACAGAGCUUUAUCCAAGAAUUCGCGGCAUAAGCUUGGUAGAGGCUGCAGCCGACCUGCUGACGAGUAGGGAGAAGGCGGUUUUUAGGAAAAAGCUCCAAGAAUCAGGCAUGGAAAAUGAGAACUUUCGAUACAAAGAAAUCUGCAAGUUGGCUGCGGUAAGUCAACGUUGCUUCGCACAAAUAAUGAAAAUCGACGAGCAGCUGCAGAAUGGGGAAAUGAAGAAGAGCACGUCUGCCCAAAAAAUUUCCCUAUCCACUUUCGAUUUUCUCCAAGGAGAGAAAGAGGACGAGCAGUAUCGUCUGUUGAGUGCAAUUGUGAAUGGCGAGGCAACGCUGAAGCACCUAAAUGCAGAAAAAAGGCAGCGGAGACGACGAGUAGCAACAGAACAGCCCUCAACAGCUACAACAUCUUCAUCUGCCGAGGGUGAUAUGGACGCCAUGACUUUUAAUUCAAAGCGCUGGAAAGCUUCCGAAUUUUCUGAACUAAAUGAUCAGGUCCGUCGAUUGAAAGGAUAUAUCAAGACAAUGAAGGCUGAGCUAAAUGACGCAGAAGAAGAGAUCAGAAAGAAUCAACGUACUAUUUUCAAUUUGGAGGAAGAGGUGACAAAUGUUUAUGAUGCCCUCAAAAGUAGAAGGACUCAUUUUGAUGAGUAUAGAAUUAAUGUCGAAAGGCGUUUACAAGCCAAAGACAAAACCAUAGCGGAACUCCAGUCUCAGCUCUCCAGCUUGACAGAAGACUGCAGUUCAAACCUGUUCAACAGCAGGCUAUUAGAGACAAAUGAGAUGUAUAAUUCAACUCCAGAGCCCAAAAAACUAGAAGAGGGCAACAGAAAAUAUACGAAAAGCGCUUUAAAGGCCCUACCUUUCACUGACAUCCUGGGAGAGAAUUCGGCAUCAACGGAUGCAAGCGAGAUGACGAGCAGGAAAAAGAAAUCUUUGGCUACUGUGUCUACGACAGCAAUAGAGGACGACUUCGAGGCUUACGUAGCUGGAUCGGCAGAACUCGAAAGUUCAUUCGCGGAGUCAGAAGGAGAUUUGUGUGAAGAAUCGGCUGCACAAGGUUUUGAGCUGCUACAGUCCCUGUCAUUUGACUAUGAAAGCGACUCAGAACCCUCAAAUGACCGAAAAGACAAAAUGAUCCUGAAACAUGAUGACUUUGUGGCGUACACCUGCCUUACAAACACCUUUUACCUUGGUCGUGUCGUUCUUGGUGUGCCUGAAGUAGCCGAGGACCAAGUAGCAGUUAUAUAUGCCACUGCAAGGCCCAACAAUAUGUUUGAUUUUAACAAAAAGAAAACUGAUGUAAUAAAAAAACAACAAAUUUUCAAGUGGGGCUCUGCACUAAAAACAGAGUUUGUCAAAUGUGGAGUGUGGAGGGUGGACAGAGCAUCACUUGAAAAGGACCAUCAAAUUGCGGUGAAGAUCCUUCGUGAAAAGGAUGAUUUUUCCCUAGAUUGAGUUGUCGUUUACAAUCAUCAAACCCAAGGGCCACUCAAAUUUACAACAAAAAUGUACGGAAAGGGUCAUUACAGCAAAGUUCAGCCCUUAAAUAUAGGUUUCUACGAGUUUCUUUCUACCAAAUGACAAAAAAUUAGCCGAUUAACAAAUUAUCUUUAUCUUUAAAUGGUUUUAUCAGUUUCGAGAAUGAAGAAAAGAUUAGAGUUGUUCAACCUAGUACCUAACAGAAUAAGAUUAGAUUUCUCAAAAUUUAUAUCAUCACAAUUUCUAUCGCGAAUGAAAAAAUUAUGCAAAAAAUUGCCAGUCGCAACAAGACACAGAAACAAAAAGUUUCUUGAAGUGAUAACACAGUAGCAAGAUAAAAAAGUAGUUCUAUUAUUUUAUCUUGGCGGUAGGGAUUAUUAAAGUUUCUAAAUUGCUCAGAACCUUUAUUAACAGGUUAGUUUUAGUGAGUUUUCUCAGUAGAAAUAUAAAAAAGCUGUCAUUUAAUUUCUGUAACGGUUACACCCAUCAACAUAGUACUUCUGCCCAAAUUAAAUGCUCGGCUCUUUUAACUAAGAUCGAAGACAACAGGCCCCUGAAAGAGUUUCUCAUCGUAAAUGCCGUAUCCCUUUCUGGCCUGCCCCCGAACUUUAAUCUUCUCUAACAAACGCGUACCAGUGUAUGACUGUUAUGUAAACAAUCUGGAUAAAACGGGUAUUCAAAGAAAGAAAAUAUUAAAUGUACCCCCAAUAAUUGUAAAGGUGUACUGUGUUUCCUUAUUUCCUAUACAGUACAUAAUAUUUUUAAUUAAUCAUUUCGCUACUUACAAAAAAUCCUGUCCCCGAGCCUCUAUUUUCGCUAUAAUUUCAACAUAAGUUGAAGAUAAAGAAUUCAACAUUGUAAAUCUGGUCGACGUUUGUUUUGAAAAAAACUUUAAUGGCUUGGCUGUCCGUUUUUGUCGAGCCCGGUUGUCGAGCGGUUUUACCGUAAGAUUUUAUGGAAUUUGUUAUGUAACUAGCUUUGUAUUUUAUCGUGUAGGCUUUUUGCUGUCAUUGGAAUCCGAUUGUCAACGAUUAUGAAAGUAGAGAAUGGUUUACUUUGUACAUUUGUACUAAUUUGAAACAAUGAUUAAAGCGCAGAGCUAGCA